This is a messenger RNA of Stegostoma tigrinum, 8265 nucleotides long. RefSeq names its product NFX1-type zinc finger-containing protein 1-like. Gene Ontology annotation, biological process: regulatory ncRNA-mediated heterochromatin formation. The record is from RefSeq and is a predicted model, not a curated record. Gene Ontology annotation, molecular function: helicase activity; zinc ion binding. Lineage: Eukaryota; Metazoa; Chordata; Chondrichthyes; Orectolobiformes; Stegostomatidae. Gene Ontology annotation, cellular component: nucleus; nuclear RNA-directed RNA polymerase complex.
AUUCCAGAGGAAGUGGUAGGGGUUGGCACAAUUACAACACUUAAAAAGCAUCUGGCUAGUGAUAACCAGAUUCAACCUUAUAAAGAGCAUCUGAAGUUAAUGAUGUACAAACGGCUUGAGGACCUGCAGAAGUUAUGUGCACAACUCAAUCUAACAGAUAAUGCACAUCAGCAAUCAGGUGACCAACCCAGAAGGCCUAGUACUUCAAGAGGCCAAAGGUCAAACCGGCAGCAUUCACAAGACAGAAGGCAUGGGAAUUACCAGGGUUUUUCAGUAUUUAAGCCCACUGACGGCCCUGUCAGCUCCAGACAGCAGUCUUCUGAAUGGCCUGAAACUAGCAGUGGCACUCAGCCUGGGAGAGAGCCAAGGAAAUUUGGAAAUCACUACCGCCAGGCAAGUGGUCAGAAAGAAACUUCUGGAGCAAGUGCUGAAGGAAAGUCGAGAGGGCAGAGAGAUGGGCAACGAGGGAGGCACCCGCAUCAAAUGCAAAAUAGGUCAGAGAACACCUCUGCAAAGACGAGGUUUGAGCAUCGUGAACAGUCUGCGUCUCGCGUGAGAAAUCCCAGGUUCAGUGGAAUUCAGUCGAACUUGCUUGAUUUGCCUGUAAAAGGCAGUGUGGAGCAUAAGACACCAAGACAGCAGAAAGUAGAAGGACAGAGACAAAGACAGCGAAGUAGGCACCCACAUCAAGCGAAAAAUAGGUCUGAGAGCGUGUCGGCAAAAAAUAGGUCUGAGCAUCGUGACUCGUUUGAGCAUCAUACAAAAAAUCUCUGGUUGUAUGGAAGUCAGCCUAACCUGCUUGAUUCUUUCAGGGAAAACGUGAAGGAAAAUGAUAACCAUCGCCAACAGAAAUCACAAGGUAGAUCCCCACACUCUCAAGGAAUGGGCAGAACAAACCAGCCUGCUACCCACAAAAGUCAUUCACAGCAGAGUUACAAACAAUCUAGUAAUCAAACCCAGGGACAACACACAUCCACGUCCAAUCGUAGAACCAACCAACAGUCCCGGGCUGCCAGCCCUUCAGCAUCCCUACCCAGCAAACCCGUUCAACACAGGCAGUGGAAUAUAGACAGCCGAGAGCUCCAAAGGUUGGCCAUAAUGAAACCAGCAGAUGUUAUAAUGAGACUGGCCUCUCCCAGAAGUGGGCUCAAGGACUUCCUAAACCAAGCUAAUCCUGAAAGAAACCUCAUUUUGUCCUUUCUGAAAGUUCUCAAUUCAACAUUCGAAUGCCAGUCCAACCGAAGUAAUUUACAUUAUCUUCUACAGCUGAUCAAGGAUUCCAUGUUUCUGAAAAGUAUCCUCCCUGAAUUUGUUGUCAGUGCUCAGACAGAAACAUUGACAAAAUCACUUUUGGAAAACUCUGUUCACCUUAAUUCUAUAGUAAACUUGCUCCAUCAGCUGAUUACUGUCUACCCUGCGAGUGCUUUUUUGGAAGUGACUCUUCUAGCCUCAUUGGUGCAGUCGACUUCAAAUUACCUGCGGUCUAUUGGUUUCCCUGGCUCAACCGAAACCAGGAAAAGCCUCGAGAACCUGCAGGCUAUGGUUGCCGACCUGCAGGAGAAGAAGCGACUUGGGAAUUUGAAAUCCGAUACCUACACCUACUUUAAAGGGACUUACGUGGAAGACUUUAGAUGCCUUUCAAUAUAUCCAACCUAUGAAGACAUUCAUUUAAUCAACAAACCUUAUGUGAGACCCAACAUUGUCACUGGAAAAUAUCCAGAUACUGCCACAUACCUUGACAUACACUUUCGCCUACUCCGGGAAGACUUUGUUCGCCCAUUAAGAGACGGUAUUUCCAAGCUGUUGUCCUGUGACCAGAAGGAGCUACGAAAGAACAAAAUAGAUGAUAUCAGAAUUUACUUUGACGCACAUAUACUUGGUCCAUUAUGCACACGUAGCGGUGUCUUCUUCCAGAUUAAGUUUGACAUAAAGCCGCUGAAGUCCAUUCGAUGGGAGAGCUCUAAGCGACUGUUGUUUGGGUCGUUUCUUUGCCUAUCCAAAGAUAAAUUUGAAACAAUGCUGUGUGCAACAGUGGCAGACAGGGACCUUGAAGGACUGAAAGAAGGCAUCAUCACGCUGCAUUUCACCGAAGAUAGCCGGGAUCAACUGGCGGAUGUUAAUCCAAGAGACUCUUUUCUCAUGGUUGAAACAACUGCAUACUUUGAAGCCUACCGCCACAUUUUGGAAGGCCUUAAAGAGAUUAAAGACAAUGAGCUACCCUUCCAGAAAUACAUUGUGGAAGGCCAGGCUCAAAUUGCAGAACCCAAAUAUCUAACUUCAGGUCAAGCCUAUACACUUGAGCCUUUGAUGACAGACCAAUGUCUUCCAACCGCAAAACAGUCAAACAUGCCCAUGUUUGCUGCCAACCUGCUGAACUUGGGUAGUAAUUUUGAUGUGCGUGAUUUUACAAAAUGGCCUUCUAUACAGAAGUUAAACUUUGACAAAUCCCAAAUGCAAGCCAUGCAGUUGGCCCUGACCAAAGAGGUUGCCAUUAUCCAGGGUCCACCAGGAACAGGGAAGACUUUCCUGGGACUGAAAGUCGCAAAGGUGCUUCUGGCUAAUGAGAAUAUUUGGCAAUCUGGUACUGGUUCACCUAUAUUGGUGGUCUGCUACACAAAUCAUGCACUGGAUCAGUUUUUGGAAGGGAUCCUCAAGUUUCUGGACACUGGGCUGGUCAGAGUUGGAGGAAGGAGCAGUAAUAGAUCACUGUCCAGAUUUUCUAUGCACACGCUAAGAAAGCAGCAUACCUUCAGGAAAAAUCUGCCAGGAUAUUUGAAAGGUGCACAAACUGUGCUGAUUGAAGAAAGAGAAGUGAUUCAACGUGACAUUGAAAUAUUAACUGCAUCAUUGGCUGCAAGUGAGAAUGGCGUACUUCAGUUGUAUUCUUUAUCCAAAUACAUUUCUACAAAUCACAUGCAGAGUCUUCAGCUGGGAAUGGAGACCUGUGAAGAUCGUUCCGCUGGUUGUUAUGACAUACUGGAUUGGUUAGGAAUAUUACCUACAAAUGGUUGUUAUUUCAUGUUUGGAUCAACAACGUCAGAGGAAAGGACAGAAAGGGAUCUGGUGGAAAUGGACUUAGAUGCCAUGGAGGCAGAGACCGGGAGUCGCAGUGAUCUGUCGGAUGAGGAAGAAGAUGAUGAUGGUGAUGAUGAGCGAUAUCAGCUGGAUCCUGAACGUGGUCCCUCUGCUCAAUCUCAAGAAGUGGAAAGAUCAGAUUUGACAUCUUUAUCCAAACAUUAUUCAAGACCUGAAGAGGAUGAAGAGGAUUCAAACUCAAACUCCACGGAGUGGGAUACAGGAACUUCCAGUGACCUGGCUGAAGAGGAAGAUGAUGACGAGCUAAUUCAAGUGACUGAGGAGGCUGAGCUGUUGGAGGCAGACAGAAUGAUUGAAGACGAAGACAUUCAGAAACAAGUGAAGAAUGCAACUGCCCGUUUGGCUGAAAUCCAGGAUAGGUUUCUGGCCUUUAAAACUAAAGGCACUGCAUUCCUUUCCAGAUCUCAAGCUGAGAGUAACAGUGAUGGUGAAUGGGAGCAAACCAAGGAAACAAAGGAUAGGAUACGAAAAAUGGUAAAGAAACAGUUGAAGCUUACAGGCUAUAUGCCAGAAGAUGAAGCUGACAGUAUCGAUAAUGUUUGGGAACUUGCACUGCUUGAUCGCUGGAGAUUGUACAGGUUGUGGUUGUCAAAGUACCAAACUGAAACCAGACGUAAAAUAUUAAGACAUGAACAGCAAUAUCAGAAGAUUGUUAACCGCCUCCUUGAGCUAAGAAACCAAGAGGAACUGAUCAUCCUUAGAGCGGCUAAAGUGGUGGGAAUGACCACAACAGGUGCAGCAAGAUACAGAACUGUCCUGCAGGACAUUCAGCCAAGGAUUGUGAUUGUAGAAGAGGCAGCUGAAGUGCUGGAAGCUCAUAUACUCACGACCCUUAGCUCAGCCUGCGAACACCUCAUUUUAAUUGGUGAUCAUCAGCAGCUUCGUCCAAGUGCAACAGUGUAUGAGCUUGCAAGAGAUUUCAACUUGGAUGUCUCUUUGUUUGAGCGGCUGAUUAGAAUGAAAGUAGAAUUUGUCCGGCUUGAUUAUCAACAUCGUAUGCGCCCUGAAAUUGCAAGCCUGAUAACUCCACACAUCUAUGACAAGUUGGAAAAUUCACUGUCUGUGCAACUCUAUGAAAAGAUCAAGGGGGUCUCCACAAACCUGUAUUUUAUUAACCAUCAGCAGCUGGAGAAUGUGAAUCUGGAAGGAAAAAGCUACCAUAAUCCGCACGAGGCUCAUUUUGUGAAGUCCCUUUGUGAAUAUUUCAUCCAACAAGAAUACCAGCCUUCGCAGAUAACCAUCCUUACCACAUACUCAGGGCAGUUGCUGUACUUGAGGAAGUUGAUGCCAAAAAAUCGAUUCAAUGGGGUUCGGGUCUGUGUGGUGGACAAAUACCAAGGGGAAGAGAAUGACAUUGUUAUUCUGUCACUCGUUCGAAGCAAUCCGAAGGGUGUGGUAGGUUUCCUGCGGAUUCCAAACCGCAUCUGUGUGGCUUUGUCUCGGGCAAAGAAAGGCUUCUAUUGCAUAGGCAACAUGAGUAUGUUGUCCAGCAGAGUCCCAUUGUGGAGCAGUAUAGUAGAUUUUCUAUACAGAAGUGAAAAAAUAGGUCCUGCACUCAGGCUGUCCUGCCAAAACCAUCCAGAAAACCACACUUUGGUGUCGACGCCUGAAGAUUUUAAACAGGUUCCUGAGGGAGGGUGCACCAAGCCUUGUGAUUUCCGACUGGAAUGCGGUCAUGUGUGUGGCUCUCCUUGUCAUCCUUUUGACCCGGAGCACAAGCAGUAUAAAUGUCUCAAACCCUGCCAGGUACGCUGUAAGGAGGGGCACCAAUGUCCUACACCUUGUGGUAAGCCAUGUGGCAAAUGUACUGUCAAGGUAACCAAAGUCGUCCCUCAGUGUGGUCAUGAGCAACAGAUACCCUGUUCCUGUCCACCUGAAAUGUUUACCUGCCAGGUGCCCUGCACCAAAACCAUUGAGUGCGGCCACCAAUGCAUGCGGCGCUGCGGGGAGAUCUGCACAAGGAAGUGCCCUGUAAAGGUCAGUGUCACGCUGAGUUGCGGGCAUGAGAGGAAGGUGAUGUGCCACUUGCAGAAGGAGGCCGAGGCAGCUGGUGUAUCCUUGUUGUGCCAAAUGAAAUGCGGUGUGCAACUGGCAUGCGGCCAUUCCUGCCAGGCGAUGUGCUCAGAGUGUGCUGGUGGGCGGCUUCACCUUCCCUGCAGCUCUCCCUGCCAGCGAACGUUGAUCUGUGGCCAUGUGUGCAAGAAGCAGUGCUCAACCACAGAGUGCCCUCCUUGUGACCAGCCGUGUGAGAACCGCUGCCCACACGGCAAGUGUCCAAAGGCGUGUGGCAAGAUGUGUGUGCCCUGCAUGGAGCCCUGCCAAUGGGCCUGCCCGCACUCACGCUGCACAAAGCUGUGCCAUGAGCCUUGUGACCGAGCACCCUGCAACAGGCCGUGCCUGAAAGUGCUUCAGUGCAAGCACCCUUGCAUCGGACUGUGUGGAGAGCCAUGCCCCAGCAAGUGCCGCGUAUGCCAUGAGGCUGAAGUCACUGAGAUAUUCUUUGGGAACGAAGUUGACCCUGAAAGCAGAUUUGUCCAGCUGGAAGACUGCCAACAUGUCGUUGCACUGCCUGGGUUUGAUGACUGGAUACAACAGUCGGAAGAUAAUGAGUCCACACUGAAGCUCAGCCUUUGCCCUAAAUGCUCAACACCAAUUCGGAGCAACAUGCGUUAUGGAAACACCAUCAAAAGCACUCUGGCUAAAAUAGAGAAAACCAAAGCAAACAUUUUGGGAGAUGAAGAUGCUCUGAAUGACUGGAAGGACUGUCUUGAAGAAUUUCUGGGAACAAAGGUGGAAUUGUCCAAAUAUUAUUCGACAGAAUUCCUAGAUCUGCAGUUUCAACUGCAAGAGCCAAACACAAACAGGUGGAAGUUGGCUGUCCUUGGAAAUCAGAUCAGGCUCCUGUCCAAAAUUGCUUUGUUGAAAUCCAAAGGAAGUGAGCUCCUGGAAGAACAAAGAGCAAAAAUUGAGAAGGAAAUGGAAAUACAGGCAAAGUGGAUCAUGAGGAGUAGAGUUCAGUUUACUGAUCAAGAGAUUUCAAAUAUUGAAAGGGAAAUAUCAAAGCUAACAGCUCUAAGUGACACAUACUUAAAACAAAACUCCAUGCAAAAGCCACGAAGACUGAACACAAUACAGUUAACUAUCAAUGACUUUCUACAUGCACUUGAAGGCAGGAAAGCAAAAUAUGAAGAGAAGUGGUUGCAAGAGACUGUCAAUGGUUUAAAAAAAUAAGUAGCUGAUUCCAGAUGAAAAGUGUCAUGCUUGUUGAAACUUACUGCUGCAAAACUGAUGUGGCCACUGGUAUGAUUUAAAUGCAAAUGCACAUCAUACAUCUGGAUUGUUAGUUGUUAAGUGUAUGAAAUGAAACAUUGGAAUUAGUAUUAAAAUAAAUCAGGAUUUUUGCAUAGGCAAUUAGGAUAGGUUCAGGAUGGAUUUAGCCUGGAUUUAUACUUCUUCUAAAUUUUGUCAAAUUUGUUUAGAUUGUAGAGUAAAAUGUGAAACUACAUUGUACUUAGUAUCUAGAUUAUGUUAUAUCUGCGUGUGUCUAUAUUUAAUGACAAAGUGCUAGGUUAGGUAAUGAACCAGCAAUCUGUGUCCCUCUGAGGAUGGACAGAGAGGAAUUAGCUCAUAUGAGAAUAGGAGAAAGAGAUGUAUUGGAAAAUGCUGAUAGGGUGAACACAAAGCAUGGACAAUGGUGAAAUUGCAUCAUGCUGUGAUCUUCUGGACAAGAGAUGAAAAAAGAAGAAGCAGAAAGCAAGAUAAUAAAGUGUAGAGCUGGAUGAACACAGCAGGCCAAGCAGCAUCUCAGGAGCACAAAAGCUGACGUUUCGGGCCUAGACCCUUCAUCAGAGAGGGGGAUGGGGAGAGGGUUCUGGAAUAAAUAGGGAGAGAGGGAGAGGUGGACGGAAGAUGGAUAGAGGAGAAGAUAGGUGGAGAGGAGAGUAUAGGUGGGGAAUUGAGUUUGCACAACUACCUCUUGUGGGAGAGUAAUGCUUUACAUCUGCCUGAGAUUCUAAAUUAUUUAUUGACCAUCCUGACUUCAGUAGGAAUAGGAGGAUCUUUUUUAUAUUGUUAGGACAAGCAAAUAAUCUUAAAGAAUGGGACCUCAUAGGGAUUUGCCUUGUGUGGGUCAUGGCAAGGUGUCUGCAGAAUCAGGCAACAGGUGCAGUUAAGCUAUCUCAACUUUGAGACCUACCCACAUCACCUUUUCUGCUUUUCACAAGUGGCAUGGAGAGACAAAUAGACAGUGAUGAAUUGAUAAUGAAGAAAUAAUGCUGGUUAAUCACUUUGUUAUGGCACAAUUCAACUCAUUAAUAUUUAGCUUCCCAUUUUACCAAAAUUUCCAAACAAGCUAGACUUCAGGAAAUCUUGACCUUGAAACUGGAGUGAAUACCUGUUGGAUUCAGCUUGUUGCUUGCUCUGGACAACCUCCACAUUGGAAACUGGGUAUCAACAUCACAGAGCAUGCUCCCUGGGCACUGGGCAAAUGCAUCUCAAAUCUAGGGACAUUGGUAUCUGAUAUGUGCCAGCCUCCAACAACCUUUUGGACUCUUAAGGCUCAUUAAUGCUGCACCUUCAAAUGCUGGUGAAUUCUAAGAUGUCCGCCGAGCAGCGAAAUGUUCCAGUAACAAUGUAUAGUAAGGUGGGGUGGAAAUCAGAUACGUGAGACAUCAUAAGGGCACAGAGAGUAGGUACUUAAUGAUUGUGUUUGUUUGGAUAAGGCCAAAAAACUUGCUCGGCCCUGUGAUGAGAACUUUUCAAAAAACAUGACGCAGCUUAGACUUAGCAAAAUGGUGUAAGAUCCAGCCCAAGUACAGUCUGUUAAUGGUAAUAUGAAUCCCAAUGUUGUUAUACAAUAUUCAUCAGAAGAGCAAUUUUCAAUUACAGUUUUGUAUCGUGAGUUCCCUUCCUUAUAUAGAAGUCAUCACAUCCUAUUUGCUCUUACCUGGAUACGUUUAAUAAAAAUGAAUUUGCCCUGUUUUUCAGCAAGAACAUUUGAGCUGAUUGUAUGGAAGUAUAAAAAUGCCUGCAUGUCAUGCUUCUUUGUUACAUCAUAGCUUCCACAUUGUUGCAAUAUUUGCUUGAAAGAAACCAUUCCGAAGUAAAAUAUGGAUGUUGUUAGUUUAGUUUAUUGUAUUGUAAUAAUAGGGUAAAAUAAAAAUAAAAUAA